AUGGCGACCGAGAAGGAUGGCUCGUUCAAGCGCGCCGACGCCGCGUUCCGGAACUGGAUAGAGAAGGGAGGGAAGUUCGAGCCUAAGAAAGGUCGCUACCACCUCUACGUUUCUUACGCGUGCCCGUGGGCAACGCGUACCCUGAUCACCCGUAAACUAAAGGGCCUUGAAGACUUCAUCGGCGUGGAUGUCGUCUCCCCCCACAUGGGUUCUGACGGAUGGCCGUUCGCAAACGCGGACGAAUACCCAGGGGCGACGAAAGACAGCCUGCACGGGAAUGAAGUAAGGCACGUCAAGGAUCUAUACUUCAAGGUGAAACCCAACUACGAAGGCCGGUUCACAGUGCCGGUGUUGUGGGACAAGGAAUUGCACACGAUCGUGAGCAACGAAAGCUCAGAGAUCAUCCGAAUGCUCAACUCGGAGUUCAACGAGCUGCUCCCGAAGGACAAGGCUGCCGUCGACCUGUACCCAGAGGCUCACCGCAAGGAGAUCGACGAGAUCAACAGCUGGGUGUACGAUACUGUGAAUAAUGGCGUGUACAAGUCUGGAUUCGCAGCCACGCAGGAAGCAUACGAGAAGGCUGUCCUACCGCUCUUUGAAUCCCUUGACCGGCUAGAGAAGAUGCUUGAGGGCAAGGACUAUCUCGUCGGAAACCAGCUCAGCGAGGCGGAUGUUAGGCUCUGGGUCACGAUCAUCCGAUUCGACCCCGUGUACUUCGCGCACUUCAAGUGCAACAUUCGGGAUAUCCGGCACGGCUACCCGAACCUGAACAGGUGGAUGAAGAACCUGUACUACCAUAACGCCGCCUUCAAGGACAGCACCAACUUCGACCACAUCAAGACGCAUUACUACUGGUCGCAGAUCAAGGUGAACCCCACGCGUAUUGUACCUGUCGGUCCGUCCGAGGACAUCGAGCCCUUGUGA
Molecule: messenger RNA, 924 nt
Organism: Coniophora puteana RWD-64-598 SS2
Lineage: Eukaryota; Fungi; Basidiomycota; Agaricomycetes; Boletales; Coniophoraceae
Exons: 7
Coding region: 1-924 (307 amino acids)
Cellular component (GO): cytoplasm
Molecular function (GO): glutathione transferase activity
Source: RefSeq, a predicted model, not a curated record